AUCCAUAUUAAUUACUGCUCACUCCACCCACCAAAUUCCGCACACAAUCUAAAGUUCACAAGGACUCUAGAUUAACACUCAUUUUCUCGUUUUCAAAAGAAACGAAAAAGAUUUUAAACUUGUAACAAAGUCUAUUCACCCCCCCCUAUAGACUUUGUAUUUCACCACUUUGGGACCACCAAUUGGUAUCAGAGCGAUCUUCUCACUAUCUACAUUUAGAUUAACGAGAACCGAUCAAAAUGGUGAACAAUAUGGAUCACGGUUUGCCCAAGUUUUCUCUUCUAGGUUAUGAUGAUUGGAAGAUCAUGAUGGAAGCACACCUUUACGCUCUACAUGAUUGCAUGUGGAUGGUGCUUGAGGAUGGACCCUUGAAAAUCCAAAUGAAGAAUCCUGAGAGGAAUCCAGCAAGUCCAGACGUAGUCCAGUACAUUCCAAAGCCCAAGGAAAAAUGGGAUGAUAGAGAUUGCAAAAAGCACAAUCUGGAUAAUGUCGCCAAAGCAGCCAUCUUCAAGACACUUGACCCCAUCACCUUCUCCAAAAUUAAGCACCUCAAGACUGCCAUGGAGAUAUGGCAAGGUCUUGGGAAGCUAUGUGAGGGUUCAGAGGACUUGAGAAAGCAGAAGAUAGAAGUCCUGCUUGAGAAGUUCAAAGGCUUCAAAAUGCUUCCCGGAGAAUCAUUUGAUAUGC
Cuscuta campestris is the source of this 687-nucleotide messenger RNA. Lineage: Eukaryota; Viridiplantae; Streptophyta; Magnoliopsida; Solanales; Convolvulaceae. The record is from the annotation of a GenBank genome assembly.